This is a messenger RNA of Cannabis sativa, 1457 nucleotides long. RefSeq names its product monooxygenase 2. The coding region runs from base 133 to 1359 and encodes 408 amino acids. NCBI's taxonomy places the organism in Eukaryota, Viridiplantae, Streptophyta, Magnoliopsida, Rosales, Cannabaceae. The transcript has 6 exons. The record is from RefSeq and is a predicted model, not a curated record. Gene Ontology annotation, molecular function: FAD binding.
UGGUAUUUUAUAAAAGCCUCUAAUUUUAUAGAUUAUCAAUUAAAAACAAAAAACCCAACUCAAGGUAUAUAAAUACUAACUAGACCCUUUUCAAUUUAUUGCAAUAGUCAUUGUAGGAAGAAAACAAAAAUAAUGGAAGUGAGAGAAGAUAUAGUGAUUGUGGGAGCUGGAAUUGCUGGUCUAACGACCUCCUUAGGACUUCACAGGGAGGGUAUCAGAAGCUUGGUAUUGGAAAGUUCAGAUAGUUUGAGGACAACUGGGUUUGCUUUUACAGCUUGGACUAAUGCUUGGAAGGCCUUAGAUGCAGUUGGUAUUGGUGACUCCCUUCGCCAACGACAUGAUCUCUUCCAUGGGAUCUCUACCACUUCUACCAUUUCAGGAGUUCAGACCUCAGAGAAGUCAUUUAAGGCCAAUGGAAAACAAGGAGACCAUGAAGUUAGGUGUGUAGUAAGGAAAGUUCUAUUGGAAACUCUUUCAAAUGAACUCCCAACUGGUACUAUCAGGUUUUCUUCUAAGGUGGUUUCAAUUGAGGAUUCAGGCUUCUCUAAGCUUCUUCAUCUUGCUGAUGGAACCAUUAUAAGGACCAAGGUGUUGAUUGGGUGUGAUGGAGUGAAUUCAGUGGUGGGAAAAUGGUUGGGAUUGGGAAAGGUGUCAUUUACAGGAAGAUGUGCCAUUAGAGGCUGUACUUUCUACAACAAAAGCCAUGGAUUUGACCCUAAGUUCAUGCAGUUCUUUGGUCAAGGUGUAAGAUCUGGUGUUUUGCCUUGUGAUGUUAACUCUGUCUACUGGUUUUUCACAUGGACACCUUCACAACAAGAGAGACAUAGAGAAAAUGAUCCAGCUGAAAUGAAGCAAUUUGUAUUGAGCAAGUUAGGAAAAAUGCCAGAGAAAGUUAAGGCUGUGAUUGAAAAAACUUCACUAGAUUGCAUUAUGUCAUCCCCAUUGACAUAUAGAAACCCCUUUAAGUUGUUAUUGGGAAACAUCAGCAAAGGCAAUGCUUGUGUUGCAGGGGAUGCCCUUCACCCUAUGACACCGGAUGUCGGCCAAGGCGGCUGCUGUGCCUUGGAAGAUGGCAUUGUUUUGGCAAGGUGUCUUGCUGAGGCCUUAAUGAAACAACCAAUCUACAAGAAAAGUGAUGAAGAAGAGUAUUAUAGGAUUGAAAUGGGGUUGAAGAAGUAUGCUAAAGAGAGGAAAUGGAGAAGCUUUGAUCUCAUAACUACUUCUUAUAUAGUUGGUUUUUUCCAGCAAAGUGAUGGGAAAUUGAUGACUUUCAUAAGAGAUACAUGUUUGGCUAAAUUCUUAGCUGGUUUGCUGUUGAAGAAGGCUAGUUUUGAUUGUGGAAAGCUCAAGCUUUCUUGACUAUUACUACUAUUACACUAUACUACUACUACAUCAUGUAAUCUAAGGAUCUUCCCUUAUCUUUUGGAUUUCACAAUAAAGCAUGAUUGUUUUUUAAA